Panonychus citri (citrus red mite) is the source of this 2197-nucleotide messenger RNA. Its product is annotated as organic cation/carnitine transporter 2-like. Gene Ontology annotation, cellular component: membrane. NCBI's taxonomy places the organism in Eukaryota, Metazoa, Arthropoda, Arachnida, Trombidiformes, Tetranychidae. The record is from RefSeq and is a predicted model, not a curated record. Bases 569 to 2035 code for a protein of 488 amino acids. The transcript is spliced from 7 exons. Gene Ontology annotation, biological process: transmembrane transport. Gene Ontology annotation, molecular function: transmembrane transporter activity.
AAGUUAAAUUGUUUGAAACAUCAAUGGAUAACAACGGAAAUGAAUCAAGUUGAAGGUUGAAGAACGUUGAUUAUAUCAUUAAAAAAAUACAUUCAAUUAAUUGUGCUGAAAGUGAAUAAGAAUUAAGAUUCUGUGAAAAUCUACUUCAAUACAAAUCCAAUGGAUCCAGAGGAAUGACUCUCAUCAACAAGGAGACAUUAUAUCAAUGGUGUGAACAAUCAAGAAAAGAUUUCUCUCUCUCUCUUCCUCACUGAAUUAUCUUCAAUUAACAUUUCAAAUUAAUCUAAAUUGCAACGCUCAUAAACAUUUAAUUUCUUGGUUUUUGGUUGAUGAACUGACUUACAUGUGAUACAUAGAUUCUAAUACAAUUAACUGUUAAUGGUGGUUAAUAACUGUAGUGCUAAUGAUUUGAGACAAUUAGAUUCGGAGUACGAAAGCACAAGAGUAUAUAACAAGUCUAACCAACUGAUAUCAAAAGGAAACCAUCAGAAGGAAUCAUUUUGAAGGUGAAAACGUUCAACAUGUUUCUGGAAUCAUCGGAGGUUGGGGACCGUUGCAACGGCGAUUGAUGUUUCUGUUGGUCAUCGUAUACUGGGCAGCUCCGUUCAACAAUCAAAGUCUCCUUUACUAUGUGAUUAAAAGUGACCUUUGGUGUGUUAAGCCUUCAGGGGUAAAGGUAACAAUUAAAGCAGAUCAUUGUAGUUUCAAAGAGCUUGGUCAAUGUAGUGCUUGGGGUCACAAUACAACCAGAGGAACAGUAACCAAAGAAUGGAAUAUCGUUUGUGAAAAUUAUUGGCAAAGAUCGUUGGCUUUAUCGGCUUAUCAAAUGGGUUAUCUUGUUUCUGGACCUUUGGUUGGGUCACUUUCGGAUAAAUUUGGUAGGAAAAACGCAAUGAUUGGUUGUCUUAUGUGCGAAAUCAUUUGUAGUAUUUUAUUGUACCUUUCGUCGUCCAUUGAAAUGUUCACAAUUGUCCGAAUAAUUCAUGGAAUUGGAGGAUAUGGACGAUAUCUCUCAUCAUUAGUUCUUCUUGUCGAAAGUGUUGGACCUAAAGUAAGAGGUAAAGUGGUGGUCAGUUUUGAUUGGAUUUGGUUUGGUGGUGAAUAUGUCAUGAUACUGGUCACUUAUUUUGUCUCCAACUUCAGACACAUUUACUUAGGAUCAGCGAUCUUUCAAAUCUUUUGCUUAACGAUUGUUAUGCCCAAAGUAACGGAAUCAAUUCGAUGGCAAUUGGUCAAUGGUCAAGAGAAUAAAGCUGAGAAAGUAUUGAGAAAAUACUCCGUUGGUCAAGGUAAAAUGGACGAAGAUACAUUCCAAUUGAAGUUUGCUUCACUUCGAGAUAAUGUCUUGUCCAGUUUAAAAUCGACUCAGAAAAAAGAAACAAUUUUCAAUCUUUAUCGAAAUCCAACUUUACUCAAAUAUUGUUGUGGCCUUUACGUUAUUUGGUUCACUAUGUUUUUCACGCUGUUUGGAUUGACCUACACAACUCUUGACCUUUCGGGUAACAUAUUUAUUAACAAUGCAAUAUUUGCUAUCGCUGGAAUCGUUGCUCUUGGAUUUAUGACCUGGAAGGUUGAAUAUUUCAAACGAAAGACUUUGAUCUUCAUUCUUUGUUUGUGUACAUCACUGACACUUUUAGCAUCGAUCCCGUUGUUAUAUACUCCACAAUAUAUUGUCCCUCGAACUAUUUUGUUGACCGCUGGAAAAUUUUUCUCCUCUUCGAUGAUGAUACUGCUCUACGUUUAUUCACCUGAAGUUUUUCCCACUUCGAUUCGACACCUUGGAGUUGGUACUUGUUCAACUGCCGCUCGAAUUGCAACAAUCUCCGCUCCGUAUGUUGCACAAUUUACUGCUAGAGUUGACCUUAGGAUAACAGUCGGUUUAUUUGCGACAUUGGGUAUGAUUGGAGCUGUAACUUCAUUCAUCUUACCAGAAACAAAGGACAAGGAAAUCAGUGACACAGUUGAUGAGAUGAUUAAACAAAGUACUAAGCCCGAUGAAGAGGAAAUGAUCAACCGACAAGAUAAUCGUCCAUAAUUAUCAUCUAAAUUGUUCAAACAAUUAAUAAGUCUGAAUACAACAGAAAACACUAAUAACUAUUUACCAAAACUUUUUUCUUUCAUUCGAAUCACAUGUAAAUUAAUCAACAAAGUGAUUAACGAUUUGUAAUGAUUAAAAGAUGAUCAAUAUUGACAUAUG